Messenger RNA from Cynocephalus volans (Philippine flying lemur), 666 nucleotides. RefSeq names its product carcinoembryonic antigen-related cell adhesion molecule 1-like. Gene Ontology annotation, cellular component: cell surface. Gene Ontology annotation, biological process: heterophilic cell-cell adhesion. The record is from RefSeq and is a predicted model, not a curated record. The coding region runs from base 1 to 666 and encodes 221 amino acids. Gene Ontology annotation, molecular function: nucleic acid binding; zinc ion binding. The transcript is spliced from 4 exons. NCBI's taxonomy places the organism in Eukaryota, Metazoa, Chordata, Mammalia, Dermoptera, Cynocephalidae.
AUGGACACAGCAGAGCCAGAUGGCUCUAUGCAGGCCUGCCUGAGGAUUCAAGCCACCACCCAAUUCACUGUUCAGCAGGCAGAUUUACCCAAACCCUCCAUCACAAGCAACAACCCCCACCCCGUGGAGGAUGAGGACUCUGUGGCAUUAACAUGUGAACCUGAGACUCAGGACACAACCUACCUGUGGUGGAUAAAUGGUCAGAGGCUCCACAUCACUCCCAGCCUGGAUCUGUCCCUGGACAACAGGACCCUCACUUUACUCAGUGUCACAAGGAAUGACACAGGACCCUAUCAGUGUGAAACCAAGAAUCCAGUGAGCACCGGCUGCAGUGACCCAGUCACCCAGAAUAUGUCCUAUGGACAAGACACCCUCUCUAUUUCCCUCUCAGACUCAUCUUACCAUACAAACCUCAGCCUCUUCUGCUACGCGGCCUCUAACCCACCCGCACAGUAUUUGUGGCUUAUCAAUGGGAGGCCCCAGCUAUCCACACAAGAGCUCAUUAUCCCCAACAUCACUGUGAAUGAUAGUGGAUCCUAUACCUGCCUUGCCUGUAACUCUGCCACAGGCCUCAACAGGACCACAGUCAAGACGAUCACAUGCCAGCAGGGAUUCCACUGGAAGAGGGAGUGCCGAUCCAAGUAUGACAAGCAUGCAACCCUUUAA